Molecule: messenger RNA, 2994 nt
Organism: Enhydra lutris kenyoni (northern sea otter)
Lineage: Eukaryota; Metazoa; Chordata; Mammalia; Carnivora; Mustelidae
Product: transmembrane protein adipocyte associated 1
Exons: 10
Coding region: 273-1538 (421 amino acids)
Biological process (GO): G protein-coupled receptor signaling pathway
Cellular component (GO): plasma membrane
Molecular function (GO): G protein-coupled receptor activity
Source: RefSeq, a predicted model, not a curated record
GUCAUAAGGCUUCAUCUGUUCUGGUCAUCAUUUUAACACUGGUGUCUGUUAUGUCCUGAUGCCCAGGCCACGCCAGGCUCGCCUGCCCUGCACCCCCCUGAGUUCCCUAAGGAAGUCCCUGCUGCUGUCAGUGCGGACCCAGCUUUGGUCCGGUCCCUGAGAGUCCAGCGACCUGGGAGCCUGUCUGGUCCAGGGUGGCUCCCAAGGCCCCACGCCACCAACUCUCCUGUCUUUAAGGCUGGACUCUUCACCUCUCAUUCAGAGGCUCUUGGAUGUGGGUUCCCCUGCCGACUCCCAUGUCUCCUGGCAGCCCCCCCAUCAUUGCCUUUGCAGACACAGCUCCCUCUGCCGGGGUGGGGCCCCCUCUGCCCUGUCUCUCCUUUCCUCCCUCUUUCCACUUGGAGACCUCCUGUGCGUCUUCCUGGCACAGUGCACGUCCCCCUGAUAUUUGUGUCUCCCUUUCCAGGGAGGCAGCAGAAGAUGGCAAGGGGUGUGGUCCACCUGAGGUGCACACGGUGCCCCACUCUGGCGCUCAGUGGCUGCGUGAUUGCAAACUGCCCGGCUGCUGGCAGAAUGGACAUCCUGGAAGAGGUGAUUUGGGCCAACGGGAGCACAGCCCUGCCCCCACCCGUGGCACCCAACAUCAGCAUGCCACAUCGCUGUCUGCUGCUGCUCUACGAGGAUAUUGGAACCUCCAGGUGUUUGUGGUGGCGCUGGUGGGCAUCGCCCGAGCUGUGGUGUCCAUGACGGUCAGCACCUCGGAUGCUGCAACUGUUGCUGAUAAGAUCCUGUGGGAGAUUACCCGCUUCUUCCUGUUGGCCAUCGAGCUGAGCGUGGUCAUCCUGGGCCUUGCCUUUGGUCACCUGGAGAGCAAGUCAAGCAUCAAGCGGGUGCUGGCCAUCACCACGGUGCUGUCCCUGGCCUACUCGGUCACCCAGGGGACACUGGAGAUCCUGUACCCUGACGCCCACCUGUCGGCUGAGGACUUCAACAUCUACGGGCAUGGGGGCCGCCAGUUCUGGCUGGUCAGCUCCUGCUUCUUCUUCCUGGUCUACUCUCUGGUGGUCGUCCUCCCCAAGACCCCACUGAAGGAGCGCAUCUCCCUGCCUUCGCGAAGGAGCUUCUAUGUGUACGCGGGCAUUCUGGCGUUGCUCAACCUGCUACAGGGGCUGGGAAGUGCCCUGCUCUGCGCGGACAUCAUCGAGGGUCUCUGCUGUGUAGAUGCCACCACAUUUCUCUACUUCAGCUUCUUUGCGCCCCUCAUUUACGUGGCCUUCCUGCGGGGCUUCUUUGGCUCGGAGCCCAAGAUCCUCUUCUCCUACAAAUGCCAAGUGGACGAGACGGAAGAACCAGAUGUGCACCUGCCCCAGCCCUACGCUGUGGCCCGGCGGGAGGGCCCGGAGGUGGCAGGAGCCGCCAGCACGCAGUUUGACUCAGCCGGUGGGGUGGCCUACCUGGAUGACAUCGCUUCCAUGCCCUGCCACACGGGUAGCAUCAACAGCACAGACAGUGAGCGCUGGAAGGCUAUCAACGCCUGAGUGUGGCCACCGUGGCCCGGAAGGCCCAGUGGGGCCCAUGGAGGGCAGGCUGGAGAGAAGGCUAGGGAGUGCCAAGUCCCUGGGGGGGAGGAGGACGAGGUCAUGGGACCUUCUAUGGGCAGCAGCCCCAGGUAGGCCCUGUCUUGCCCUCUGUGCCCCCAGUUGCUUUUGGCCACCUCUGCUGUAGCUGGGGGCUGCCUCCCCCUUCCACCUGCUCUCUCCCUGUUCCGCUGGCUCAGACUCUGAUCUCUCAGGGGCAGGCCUGGCUAGGCCAGCUGGGGGCACCUCCUUUCUCCAAAGCCUGGGCACCCAGGACCGGUCUGGCUCUUCUCAUCCCUCUGCCUCUUCCCCAUUGCGCUUUGGCCUCCUCAAAGCCCACUCUGGCAGGUGGGCGGAAGUGUGUAUAUUUUCUGGAUCUAUUUUUUAAUAAAAAAACAAAAGGAACAGAAAGUGCGGCUGUAGAUGUUCCUCCUAGGAGCCCGAGGGCUGGGGUGAGACCCUGCGAUGAUCAGAGGUCCUGGCAGGUCCUUCUGUGUCCCAAGCCCUGGGAGGCUCUGGGUUGCUUCAUUUGUUCGAUGGAGGAACACUGGCCAGUGCUCAGGCCCUGGGCUGGCUGCUGGAGAGUGGAGGACAGUCGGAUCCCAGUGCCCCAUAUCUUGGGUCCCCAUCCGAGCAGACAAGAGGAUUGUGGAAAGGGAAACAUGGUUCUGUGAGCUGCCAUUUCCCAACCCCGUUGGGGAGUGUGGGGUUUGGAGUGAGCCCUGCAGGUCCUGUCCUUUCUCUGCGCCUUCUGCUCUGCUUUCCUGGACCGGCUGCUUCCCCUCCCCUAGCUUCAGCUCACCAUCUGUGAAAUGGGGAUAAAGAGGCCUGUGUUGCAAGGCCUGCUGUAAGAAUUACCAACACAGUUUGUGAUUGUGGGGCCAACGUGCCAUGCUCCCUGGGAUCCGGGACCCAGAGAGCUGGCCAGGAGUGGGCCAGGAGGUUCCUCCUCAGAGCUUUCUUAGAAGCCUGGUGGGUGGGAGAUGGAGGCCUGCUGGGCAUUCCAAGCAGGGCACGUAUUGGGGGCUGGAUAGAGAGGCCUGGACAGGCCAGUGCUAUUUGAGAAGCCAGAGUGACAGCCUGGGUUUGCUCAGUGCGAUGCCUAAGCAAACAGCCCUGUCAACGGGGAGGCGUCCAUAGACAAAAAGAGGCUUGAAGCCUACUGCCCAUCUUAAAAUUUGUUUUUUAAUAGGUAACAUGCACAAGAAAAGUUCACCCCAUGCAGGGAGGUGCACAGUGGAGCAUGGAUCUCCUCCCCGCCCUGGCCUCACUUUCCCUGUCCCCUGCCCCAGAAGCACUGCCAAGGCCAGGGGCUUCACUGCUGGCCGGAGGUGCCUGUGUGUGUUCACACUUGUGUAUGCGCUUUACCCUGUUCUGGGAAUGUAGAUGUUCUGUUUGUUCUUCACUUGACCCUUGA